AUGAGAAACCACUUCGAGUACGAGUUAUUCCGAUUCCCACCCUUUUCUUCUCACUUCAACCCGAGGGAUCAUAGCUUUGGACCUUUCGGUGGAAGCAGAGCUGGAUGGCCUAACUUCAAUAGACCUGGCUGUAGGCCUCAUGGACCCCCUGGAUUUACCAACUGCCACGGCCCUCCUCAUCAUAGACAACAUGACCGACAUAGGUCACCUUCUCCGCCGCGUGAAGUUGAUGACCUAGAAAGACCGAGAACUCCCGACCAUGGUCAUCACGGCGGACGACAUGAGCGAUGCAAGUCACCUGGGCACCAUGGAUUUUCGAGAUGCUGCCGUGAACGUCAAAUAAACCAUCAUGGAGAAAACGAGAGGUGUAGUUGGGGACAUGGUAUGCCAUGUGGACCUGGCAAAGGACCUAAAAGAGGACAUCAUCACCACCACUGGUCUGGUCUUGACCAUCAUGGUUUUGGUCCAAGAUUUUGUCGUAGGGGCUUCUUUGACCGUUUCGGUCCUGAUCAUUGUGAGCCACAUUGUGGGCCAAGAUUUGGUCAUCGAAGACCAGGGCCUUACGGUAGACCAGCUGGAUGUACAGAGUGCGAAGACUGCGAAAGUGAACCUUGUUGUUCAGGAAAUAAAGAUACACGAGCGUCUAAAAAGCCAGGAGCGAUGAGAAAGGAAAAUAAAUCUUGCUGCGCAAAGGAUAAGGAUCAAGAUGAGGCUGGAGAUACAGUUUUGGUGCAACGGAUUAUUGUGGAAAGAGCGCCGACUAGACCGAAAUCUGUUUAA
Arctia plantaginis is the source of this 780-nucleotide messenger RNA. NCBI's taxonomy places the organism in Eukaryota, Metazoa, Arthropoda, Insecta, Lepidoptera, Erebidae. The record is from the annotation of a GenBank genome assembly.